This is a messenger RNA of Cladocopium goreaui, 4644 nucleotides long. The record is from the annotation of a GenBank genome assembly. Lineage: Eukaryota; Dinophyceae; Suessiales; Symbiodiniaceae.
AUGGGGGAUCCAGCAGUGAAGAAUUGGCUAACGCAAGAUUGCGUGCUCGUACGCUUCAUGGAUGACCCUGCAUUGCUUCACUGGAAACUGAUCCUGCUGUGCCAUCAAGGUGAUGAAGUUACGGUGGCCACCCCUGAUAGAGAUGUUCAAGAUACUACUCUCUUAGUUGGGGACACCUAUACUGAAGUAAAACGGAUGAGCAUGGGAAGGUUGCCAGGUGGUGUUAGGGAAAGAGACACUUAUCUCCCAAAGCAUUCUCCCGAUGGCGACUUCUCCGCGGAUGAGAUCAGAACUCUGGUGCGGCUAGCAGAGAGAGCACGGCAAGCCAGACAUGACCGAAGACGAGCUUCACGUCUACCCGGAGGUGCACCAGCACGCGAAAAAAACCCUGAGGAGGCCGCAGUUGUGGAUGAUGACUCUCUGCAUAUUGUGGUCUAUAGCUCGGGUGGCAGUCACAUUGGCGAUGAAGUUGAUGUACCUAGUGCAGCAUCUCAGGUGAUUUUUGGGGGCAGAACUUUUCACAUGUUUUCGCUUGGAGGUGAGGAAGUUUUGACCAGGGCUGUCAAGGGUGAUGAAAUCGCUGCUUUGCAGAGGAGCCUCAAGGGCGUGGUGGCCAAAAGCCAAAAAAGGGAGGACCAAGAUGUCCGCAUCCUCCCGGCGGUCCCGGACAUGGAGGAGAUUGAGUACGAUGAUUUCCCUUUAGCUGGGCCUAGGACCAUCAUGCGCGACAUGCGACAAUUGAGGCGCUUGAGCAUGGACUUCAUCCAGCACCACGAGUCAUGGCUCAAGAAGAGUGGUGUUCGUCACAGUGACAGGAGUGUCCAUGAGCAUGCGGCGAUUUGCAGGAGCCUUAACUAUUUGGUAUGCUAUGAUCAACUGAAUGCUGGAGGGUUGGCGUGUGCUGAAAGCAUGAACAGGCGUCGGACUUUGAUCGAACAUGCACACCAAGGAAGGCCAGACACCCCAUCAUAUGAAGGGGCGGAAGAGUUCCUUGGAGUGAGAGACGCAGCAGACGGCAGCCUGAUCGACCCAGCCCUUCAACAGCAUGCAGCACGGCGUCAAGCAGCAAAAGCCGAGAUCUUGAAGCAGACCAGGUUGGCAGCGGAGGAGCGAAAGCAUCUUCGAAGUGAGCCCAAUCCCAAAGGAGGUGGAAAAGGUGGCAAAGGGGCGGCUGCUAAGGGUGGUUGGUCUCCCCAGGACACCGGGGGGGCUGAUGACACAGUUUUAGGUGUUCAGCAGUUUUCCAAUGCCGCAAAGGCCAGGUUUGGGGAUCUCCUGCCUCUACCCCUUCCUGUGGAUGAAAGUUUUCAAGGUGAGGUGAGCCAUUUGAGAUCCAGGAGGGCAAAGCAGCGUGUUUCAAAACGUCGCGUCCUCAUGGAUAGAGUGAGGGAUUCGGUGUCAGCCAUCAAUCACCUCGCUGGUUUUGUGGAUUCUACAAAGUGGCCCUCCGAGCCUUUGAACCUAGCACAGAGAGAGGCAUUGCAUAGGGUGCGGGGCGCGCAUUUUCAGAGAGCUCCUCCCCCUUUUGCAGAAAGUGAGCAGGCAGCGUUGCGACAGCUGCUGCGUGGAAAGGCAUCGGGAGUCUACGAGGCAACCGACAGUCCGGGGCAAUUGGCGAGCUAUGUGCGGGAUCAACUCUCUUUGCCAUUUGGGCAGGGAGAACCAGCCGACCUUGCUGAGAUGCUUCCUGAGAGAGAAAAGCGGUUUCUGGACGGGUUUGAGGAGCAUAUGUUGUUAAGCCCUGAGGAAAUAGCUGGUGAACAGGAGAAAGGUUUUGACAAGGACAUGUACAUGGACCCACAAAUUGCUAGCAACCCCAAGGCUUACCAUGCUUUCAUCGGUGAUCUGGUGCGGUGCAAUCUUUUAUAUUUUACAACUACACCUCGCUCACAGGUUGGCAUUUUCAUGGUUUCCAAAAAGUCUGGAAAGCAGCGUCUCAUCAUUGAUGCGAGACGUACCAACCGACUGUUCAGGGAACCCCCAACAACUGUGUUAGGAAGCGUGGAAACAUGGAGUCGCAUUGAAGUGGCAAGAGGGUCCAGCAGUAUGUCAUCAGAGCUUUUCGUAGCCCAAGAAGACGUGAAAGACUUCUUCUACCGUUUAAAGAUCACCCGUAAGCUUGGAGAGUAUUUUUCCCUUCCGGUAGUGGAUGGGAAGUUAUUAGAGAAGGAGUUGGGCUAUUUACCAGAAGAGUAUGCACACCUUCAAGAUGUUAGUGCAGCUCCUAUCUAUCCCUGCAUGAAGGUGUUACCUAUGGGUUUUGCUUGGUCUUUCCACUUAGCACAUGAAGCCCAUUGCGAGCUUGCUAGGAGAGUUUUGCCUGAAGUACCUCAACUGCGAGAUCGUUUCGCGACACCGGUACUUGGCAGUGACCCUAUGCGGGGGCAUAAUCCUACAGCCAUGUUAAUCUAUGCAGACAACAACAAUCACAUUGGUUUGGAUAGGGCGGCCGUGUUGAAGGACCAGGAGCGGGUUAUUGGCGUUUUGCAUAGUUAUGGUUUGGAUACCCAUGAAGAGACAGAGGGCGUGAGCCUUGCGGAAAGUUUGGGGGUGAGAAUCAACGGCGUCUCAGGGGCCAUUCAACCUACAGCAAAAAGAGAUUGGCGUCUGGACAGAUCGUUAGCUGCUUUGAUCGCUAGACCGUAUAUCACUGGUGAACAACUACAGGUUAUAGUCGGACAUAUUACGGUUCGGUCGUUAUUACAUCGGGGGCUUAUGGGCAUAUUGCGACACAGCUACACGUUCAUUGAACAAUGCUACAAACAAAAGGUGAGACUUUGGAAGAGCGUGGCUAAUGAGAUUUGGUUGUUUAGAGCAUUGAUGCCUCUGGGUACAGCUGAUGUUUUUGCGGAAUGGGACCCUCAACCUUUAUGCACUGAUGCAUGCCUGUCAGGUUAUGCGGUGAUGGAGGGAGAUCAUACCAGCGCGGAGCUGGCAGUGAUUGGGCGGCAAGACGAGCGCUGGCGCUUCAAGCUGGAUGGAGGACAGAGACGGGCACCGCGGGAGAUAGCGCUAGAACAUGCAGAUCCCCUACAUGAUCCAAACACAGUACUUCCUUCAGUAGACGGUAGAGUAGAGCAGACGCUGGUUUCAGAUCGCAAUUUUCCUGAAGUACCACAUUCUUUCAUGGCAUGUGAAAGGUGGAAGAAAGUUUGGAAUUCACGUAUUUGGCAUCAGGAACCAGUGCAUAUCAUAGAAGCUAGAAGUGUGUUGGGGGCAGUGAAGCAUCGUUGUCGAGAUAGACGGCGACAUGGGAAGCGAAUUCUAGUGCUAAAUGACAAUAUGGGUGUCAUCCUUGCAAUCCAGAAAGGAAGGUGUCACAAUUUCAACCUCAUGCACAUUGUCCGCCGUAUUUCGGCACAUCUCCUCGCAACCGGUGUUCGUUUGGCAGUGAGAUGGGUGCCUUCGGAGUUGAACGUGGCCGAUGAAGACAGUCGGCGGUGGGAGCCGGCCAGACUCCCCAAAGCUGUUCACAGGGCAGCGCCAGAAGAGAGUGGUGAAGUUGUUCACCAAGGAGGAGGUACAGAAGGCCAAUGGGCGAGGCUCAGGGCGGUCAUCAAGUCGGUGGCCGAGAAGAGGAGGAAAGCUCAGGAGAGACAGAGAAAAUACGAGAAGAGGCUGAGAGCCACCCAUGGACAUGGAGAGAGAAGUUUGUUGGAAAUGGGCAGUGUGAAGAAAGCACAGAGGCUGGAUUAUGCGAAGAGGCUAGAGCAAUUCUAUCUUUUCGUCGCUCACUACCAGCUCCCCGUCUCGGACGAGAAGGAGUUGGACGAAGCCUUGUGCGACUAUGCAGACUUCCUCUAUCUGGACGGCAAUGGUCACGAUGCAGGAGAGAAGUUGAAGGCGGCACUGGAGUUCGAGAGACCAGAGGCUUCCCGGCACGGCGACCUGAAGCUCCCACGUUUUCGCCGAGCCAUGAAAGGAUGGCGGAAGAUGGCUCCAUCGCAGACACGUCUUCCCAUGAUAGAGUUCAUCAAGGGGGCAAUCAGUGCGGUGAUGCUGGAUCGAGGCUGGAAGGAAAUGGCCCUAUACAACGAAGUGUCGUUUUCAACUUAUGCACGACCAGGAGAACUGAUCAGAGUUCAGGUGGCAGAUGUUGUGAGCAGGAACAAGGAUUACGAUCACGAUGUGAUCAUCCUGAGCCCCUUCGAAAGACAGGAGGGCAGCAAAACGGGCAUCUACGACGAGGUGUUGAUUCUGGACGAUCUGAGAAUGACAUGUCUGGGGCCGCUAGUUGUAGAGCUCGCCAAAGAGAAAGAAAGGAAAUACGGGGCAGAUUGCCCGUUGUGGGGCUUCAACUCAAGCCAAUACCUCAAGGUGUGGAGGGCGUGUGUCCGGAGCUUGGAUGUAGAAAACCUGGCACAAUCACCUUAUCAAAAUCGACACGGCGGAGCCUCUCGCGACCACCUGUUGAGAUUGAGGAGUGUGCCAGCGAUACAAAGGAGGGGGCGUUGGGCAGCAGACGCCAGCGCCAGAAUUUACGACAAGCCAGGCAGACUGCAGCAGGCGAUCAACUCGGUGAGCGACAAGUACAUGAAGUUGGGCGAGGAGAUGCGUGUGCAUUUCGCAACUUACUUCCGAGGUGGGAAAGUCCAACUACCAGUGGCACUUCGGAGAGCAGUUCUGCAGAAUUUCAAGGACUGA